Messenger RNA from Orbilia oligospora ATCC 24927, 1323 nucleotides. RefSeq lists its product as uncharacterized. Lineage: Eukaryota; Fungi; Ascomycota; Orbiliomycetes; Orbiliales; Orbiliaceae. Gene Ontology annotation, cellular component: Arp2/3 protein complex; actin cortical patch. Bases 1 to 1323 code for a protein of 440 amino acids. The transcript is spliced from 7 exons. The record is from RefSeq and is a predicted model, not a curated record. Gene Ontology annotation, biological process: Arp2/3 complex-mediated actin nucleation. Gene Ontology annotation, molecular function: actin filament binding.
AUGUCGGCCUCCCAAACUCCCGCCGUUGUCAUGGACAACGGAACGGGUUACUCCAAGCUAGGUUUUGCCGGCAAUGACGCUCCAUCAUGGGUAUUUCCAACUGCUAUAGCUACCAAGGCUGCAGCCGGAGGCGGAAGCGGCGGUGGCCGUCCUGCUGUUGCUCAGAAACCCAGUUUCCUUACCGGUGGCGCCGGACCAAGUGGGCACCUAUCUUCGAAGCGUGGAACGGAGGAUCUCGACUUUUUCAUCGGUGAUGAGGCUUUAAAUGCUGCUAAGGGGCCGGGUUAUGGAAUUGACUACCCGAUUCGACACGGUCAAAUCGAGAAUUGGGAUCACAUGGAACGCUUCUGGCAAUCCUCAAUCUUCAAGUACCUUCGUGUUGAACCCGAAGAUCAUUACUUCCUCCUUACCGAACCACCUCUGAACCCUCCAGAAUCUCGUGAAUCGACAGCCGAAAUCAUGUUCGAGUCCUUCAACUGCGCUGGUCUCUAUAUCGCCGUCCAAGCCGUCCUCGCCCUCGCUGCCUCCUGGACUUCCUCAAAAGUUCAAGACCGCUCACUAACCGGUACAGUCAUCGACUCUGGUGAUGGUGUAACUCACGUAAUCCCUGUUGCCGAAGGUUACGUCAUCGGAUCCUCUAUUAGGUCCAUCCCUAUUGCCGGUCGCGAUAUUACGUACUUCGUUCAAUCGCUCCUUCGUGACCGUGGAGAACCCGACAGCAGUCUCAAAACUGCAGAGAGUAUCAAAGAAGAGUUUUGUUACGUCUGUCCCGAUAUCGUGAAGGAGUUUAGCAAGUACGACAGAGAACCCGAUAAGUUCCAAAAGUACGUGGUGGAUCAGGGUGCUGGUAGGAAAGUGACAGUGGACGUCGGAUAUGAACGAUUCUUGGCACCAGAGAUCUUUUUCAACCCGGAGAUUAAUAGCAGCGACUUUUUGACUCCUUUGCCAGAGGUAGUGGAUGGUGUUAUCCAAAGUUCGCCUAUCGACGUGAGGAAGGGUCUUUACAAGAAUAUCGUUCUGUCUGGUGGUUCUACCCUUUACAAAGACUUUGGCCGCCGUCUCCAACGUGAUAUUCGCCACCUCGUCGACGCACGUAUCCGCCUGUCCGAACAAAGAGCGGGUACAUCCGUUCGCUCCAGCGGCCUCGAAGUCUCGGUUAUAACACAUAAACGCCAACGCUACGGUCCGUGGUUCGGUGGUAGUUUGCUCGGUCAAACACCAGAAUUCAGAAGCUAUUGCCAUACUAAACAGGAAUACGAUGAGAUUGGACCUAGUAUUGUUAGACGGUUUGCUCUGCUCGGUGGACCGGGAGGUAAUGCAUAA